This is a messenger RNA of Rhineura floridana, 1452 nucleotides long. RefSeq names its product phosphatidylinositol-4-phosphate 5-kinase like 1 (gene PIP5KL1). The coding region runs from base 12 to 1052 and encodes 346 amino acids. The transcript has 5 exons. The record is from RefSeq and is a predicted model, not a curated record. Gene Ontology annotation, molecular function: phosphatidylinositol kinase activity. Gene Ontology annotation, biological process: phosphatidylinositol metabolic process. NCBI's taxonomy places the organism in Eukaryota, Metazoa, Chordata, Lepidosauria, Squamata, Rhineuridae.
UACUACCCACAAUGGCUGUGUUUCGCCGCCACAGUCAAAGACAGUAUGCUUUGGAAUGCCAGUUGCUGGAAACCGCAGGAGGGAGAGCUGCUGUUGUGCCCCGGUUCUGCUUGCAGGCUUCCCAUUUCGGCAUCUGGUUGGCCACUAGAUACUUCAUCAUCAUGCAGAGUGUCUUUUACCCUCACGAGAGGAUUGUUGAGCGGUAUGAUAUUAAAGGGUGUGAAGUUGGCCGCUGGUCAGACCCGGCCCCUAAAGGCAGCGAAAUCAUUGUGGUAUUUAAGGACCUAAACUUUGGAGAAAAGACCAUUUGCCUUGGUCAACAGCGUACCUGGAUGGUGAACCAAAUGGAGCUAGACACACAGUUCCUGAAGGACUUGGGCGUGAUAGACUACAGCCUCCUGGUGGGCGUGCAGCCCCUUCAUGAGGAUGAGCAGAUCCUGAGCCAUGCACUUACCAACAUAAUUGCCAGGACAAUGACGGACAACUGCGAGAGUGACCUUCAGAGAGGGCACCCCAGACGUGAAGAUUUGAAUCCUCGGUCUUUGAGCCACUCCUCCAGCGGGGACCAGUUUUACAAGCUGUCUCGAGAAAGCAGGUACACUGUCCAGAACGUCCUGACGUUGUACUUGGAAAAAAAAGGCAACCUAGAGAAGGACCCGGAGCGUUCCGCGAGAAGCGAGACCUUCCUUCGGGAUGUCCUGGCCCCGUACCUGUUGCAGGGGACCAGCUUCGAACAAACGACCCCGCCUUCCACUACCGUCACAGAGGACAGCGGGCAGUCCUCCACCCUCACCACCCUGGCAGAGUCGCUUUUGCACCUGGCCCAGAACAGGCGCUUCCUUCCUCACUCGCGGAACGCCUUGCAUGUGAUCGACGGGCCCGAUAACCGCUACUUUGUCGGCAUCGUCGACCUCUUCACAGUCUAUAGCUUCCGCAAGAAGCUGGAGCAUUUCUGGAAGGGCAUUCGGUACCCGGGCCAAAAUUUCUCCACAGUUGGCCCUGCCUGUUACGCCAGGAGGCUUUGUAAGUGGGUACAAGACCAUACCACAUGAAUGCAGCCGAUGGGGAAUGGUUGUGGGUGCCGAAGGAAACACCCUCGGGUCUUUCCCCAAAGUCUCGUCCCCUGUAUAGACUUGUGGAGAAAACAACAACAGAACAACAAACUGUAUACCAAGUGACUCCUCCGGGGCAUUGGCAGUUGCUGUGGCAACUUUGUGGCCCCCAGAGGGUAGGAUUUGCCAGGAAGUGAAAUUCCCCUGCAUCCUGGCAGCUGGGCUAUGUCAGUUGGGCCAGGAGAGACCAGACUUUCUGCAGGUGUGGUGUGUAUGGGUUGUGUUUUUUUUGAGGGGGCAGGCUGUGGUGAAGCUGAGACUUCUCUGCAAAAACUGGGAUUUAAAUCUGAAUCCUGGACGUUGUAAUCAGCAGUGCUGUGAUGAUAAUACAGAAAUUGAC